This is a messenger RNA of Fundulus heteroclitus (mummichog), 3710 nucleotides long. Its product is annotated as hyaluronan mediated motility receptor. The coding region runs from base 24 to 2786 and encodes 920 amino acids. The transcript is spliced from 33 exons. Gene Ontology annotation, molecular function: protein binding. NCBI's taxonomy places the organism in Eukaryota, Metazoa, Chordata, Actinopteri, Cyprinodontiformes, Fundulidae. The record is from RefSeq and is a predicted model, not a curated record.
UAGCUACAGCUUUUGGCUUCAAAAUGAGGUCUGUUGCUGUUUUCCUUCUGAUGCUCUGCUGCUCCAUCAGGAACAGUCGAUCAGAGUUCUCUGUUCCUGCAGAUGAUCGCACCAGGACUGAAGCACACGCCCUUAGGGACCUUGGUGUCCUCUGGGAGGAGGUGCAGGGCUUGAAGGACCUGGUCCUUAGUCUAAAGGGGGAGGAAGUGGAGCGACGACAAGAACUUCGAAGUGUGGAGAGCCGGCUGAGGGACGGGGAGAUGGUAGCAGAGCAGCAGAAGCAGAGCCUGGUUGAGGUGCAGGUGGCAGUGGGGCGCCAGAUAGACAACCUGAGGAGGACUCUGCUGACAGAGCAGGCCUCUGUCCUGAGGAGCAAGAUGGAGGAGCUGGAAGUCCAGUCCAAAGCACAAGCAGCUGCAAUACUAGAGCUUCAGGCAAGAAUAAACACCAGUGAGAGCUCAGUGGAGAGCUUGAAGAAGAAGAAUGCAGUUCUUGCGGCUGAGCUGCCGUUCCUGCAGACCAGACUGAGGGCGAGUGAGAGCACCGUGGAGCAGCUCAGGAGGAAGGACGCAGUUCUGACGGGUAGAAUGUGCAACACGGAGAGUUUGAUGGAAGACCUGAUGGGGAAGAUCUCAGAGAUCCAAGCCUGCAAUAGUUCAGCUGUGAUGGUCUCUGAAGUGGUGGUGCUGGAAGGUCGUCUGAAGAUCCAUCUGGACAAGCUGAAGGCAAACAUAGAAGGCCAGGUUCAUGAGCUGGAAAACAAACUGGACUCCAGUCAGCUGCACCUGGAAGAACUGAGUGCUGCUGCUGAGAAUCGCCUGAAAGAAGCUGAGAGACAACAAGAUGAGCUGAGGAAACACAACACAGAGUUGGUGAGCAGACUUAGAUCCUGUGAAAAACAGCUGGACGACCUGAAAAUGUUAAACAGAGACAUGGAGAUCAGACUGAGAUCCACUGAGGGACACCUGAACCAGUUUAAGAAUCACACUACAGACUUGGUGAGCAGACUGAGAUCCAGUGAAGAACAGCUGGAAGAUCUGAAGACAACAAACACAGAUAUGGAGGUCAGACUUGGAUCCACUGAGGGCCAGCUGGGCCAGCUGAAGAAUCACACUGCAGUUCUGGAGGUCAGACUGAGAGUCAGUGAGAGACAGCUGGAGGAGCAGAAAGCAGAAAACUCAGUUAACAUAGAGGUCAGAUGGAAAUCCACUGCAACACAGCUGGUCCGGUUGGAGAACCACACCGCAGUUCUGGAGGUCAGGUUGAGAGCCAGUGAGAAGCAGCUGGAGGAUUUGAAGACAGAAAACUCAGAUCUGGAGAGCAGACUGAGAUCCACUGAGGGACAUCUGGACCAGUUGAAGAGUCAGUCUGCAGUUCAGUUCUCCCAAAUGGAAUCCAGACUGGCCGAUGGACUGAACAGAACAACAGGACUGGUGAGCAGACUGGAAUUCAAUGAAAAACAACUGGAAGAUCUGAAGACUAGAAACACAGAUAUGGGGGUCAGAAUGAGAGCCGUUGAGUUAAGGCUGGAUCAGUUCAAGAACCACACUGCAGACUUGGUGAGCAGACUAAGAUCCAGAGAAGAACAGAUACAAAAUCUGAAAACAACAAACGCAGAUAUGGAGGUCAGACUUGGAUCCACUGAGGGACAACUGGUACAGUUGAAGAAUCACACUGCAGUUCUAGAGGUCAGACUGAGCAUCAGCGAGAGACAGCAGGAUGAGCAGAAAGCAGAAAACUCAGUUCAGUUCUCCCAGAUAGAAGACAGACUGGCUGAUGGACUGAACAGAACAACAGUGCUGAUGAGCAGACUGAGAUCCAGUGAAAAACAACUAGAGGAUCUGAAGCUUAUAAACUUGGACUUGGUGAGCAGAGUGAGAUCCGGUGAAGAACAGCUGGAAGAUCUGAAGACAACAAACACAGAUAUGGAAGUCAGACUUGGAUCCACUGAAGGAUGGCUGGACCAUCUGAAGAAUCACACUGCAGACUUGGUGAGCAGACUGAGAUCCAGUGAAGAACAGCUGGAAGAUCUGAAGACAACAAACACAGAUAUGGAGGUCAGACUUGGAUCCACUGAGGACCAGCUGGGCCAGCUGAAGAAUCACACUGCAGUUCUGGAGGUCAGACUGAGAGUCAGUGAGAGACAGCUGGAGGAGCAGAAAGCAGAAAACUCAGCUCAGUUCUCCUGGAUGGAAUCCAGACUGACUGAUGAACUGAACAGAACUGCAGGGUUUGAAACCAAGCUGUCAGCUGUAGCUCUUCAACUGAAUGUGAAGAAGGAGCAGCUGAAUGAUCUGAAGAGACAAAGCUUAGUAAGAGCAGCUGAACUGGCUUCACUUUCAGAGAGACUGGCUGCAGCUCAGGGAAACACAGAAGAUGAGCUGAAGGUGGCCUUUUCCGCCGGUUUGACUGAUUCAGGAAUAGUUGGUCCAUUUGAUAAGGAAACAACUCUGACCUUCACUAAAAUCAUCGCCAACAUUGGCCAAGGCUACAACAGCUCAGCAGGUGUUUUCACAGCUCCUGUCAGAGGGCUUUAUUUCUUCAGCUUCACGGCUGCAGAUUACUUGAAGGGUUACAUGGGUCUGUACCUAUAUAGGAACGAUGAGCCAAUCAUCUUCAGCCUGGAGCUGAAUGACCACGGCGGCUACGCCUCCAUAACCAGUGCAUUGGCUCUGCAGCUGGAUGAGGGGGAUCGAGUCCGCGUCGCUCUGCCAGCCAGCUAUCGGCUCUAUGACGACUCCCGAAACUUCAGUGUGUUCUCUGGCUUCCUGCUGUUCCCCGUCUGACAGGACUUAGCAGGAUCAAUGUGACCCAGAUACUUUGUUUGAGCAAGGCAUGAUCUUCAUUCAGAAAUAAAAAGUCAGAACUUUGAUUUUUGGUCAAUGGUAAAGAUUGUAGAGUACACUUUGAACAAACGUAACUCUAAAUAUAAUCUUCAAAAUAACAAUGAAAUAUACUACCAGUCAAAAGUUUGGACUUACCUUCUGAUUCAAUGGUUUGUCUUUAUUUUUAUUACUACCUCUGGGAACUCCUUCAAGACAGCUUUAAAACCAUUCCAAGUGACUAACCUCAUCGAGGGAGGGCCAAGAGUGACCAAAGCAGUAAUCCAAAAAAAGAAGGAGGGCUAUUUUGAAAAAGCUAAACGAUACAAGAUGUUUUGAGUUAUUUCACAAUUUUCUGUUUGAUACUUAAUUCCUGUAACUCAGUAGAUGAACUAGAAGAUAACUUUCAUUCUAAAAUGUCAGACAUCGUUGACUGCAUUGAUCCGGUUAAAGUGAGGUUGUUUCUGGGAAGAAAAAUCUCCUUGGAUGUCUAAAAAGGAUCGUAAAAAAAAACUAAGCCAUGGGUUUAUCUUUAGUCAAAUUGAUUACUGCCAACUGUGUCUCAAUAGGUCUUCUUAAAAAGUUGACAGCUGCAGUUGAUCCAGAACGCUGCUUCCUGCGUCGUCACUAUAGAGCACCCCAGUUCUAAAGUCCUCACAUUGGCUCACUGUAUCUUAGCGAAUAGACUUUAAAACAAUUCUGUCUCUGAAUUUAAAAUUACUGGAUGGCUUAGCACCAAAAUACAUUAAAUAUUUGUUCUAAUAUCAUCCUUCCAGACCAUUCAAGUGUUCUGGUUCAGGUCUACAUUGUAUCCUCAGAAUCAGAGCCAAACAUUGAGAAGCGCCAUUCAGUUCUUAUGCUGCACUUAUCUGGAACUAACAUCCAGCA